Lytechinus variegatus (green sea urchin) is the source of this 1863-nucleotide messenger RNA. RefSeq names its product ileal sodium/bile acid cotransporter-like. Gene Ontology annotation, cellular component: membrane. Bases 520 to 1614 code for a protein of 364 amino acids. Gene Ontology annotation, biological process: bile acid and bile salt transport. The record is from RefSeq and is a predicted model, not a curated record. The transcript is spliced from 4 exons. Gene Ontology annotation, molecular function: bile acid:sodium symporter activity. NCBI's taxonomy places the organism in Eukaryota, Metazoa, Echinodermata, Echinoidea, Temnopleuroida, Toxopneustidae.
GAAAAAUCAACCGGCAACGCCAAGUGUUGUUUUUGGGGUCUUUUUUAACCAAAGCCAAAAGGUUAUUUUGAUAGCAAUAUAAGCCUGUGCACUGGAUCAUGUCGACAGACUAUUCUUCCCAUCGGCUCCAGUUGACCCUGUUUUUAUGGUUUUUUUUAUUCUUCCUUGUUAUCCAUUUUCUAUUACUGUGCAGUUCAUUGGUGUGCAUAUAGACUCGGACCACAACAUUUAUUAACUCUGGUGUUUUAUCAUUUUAUUUUGGUCAGUGUUAGUUCAACACCUAUGAGUGAUUUAACAGCAUACUCGUUGUAAAUUUACAUUCUCUCUUUGGUGCUAUGUUCAAUCCUGAGAGUGCAAUAUUAACAUCAGGGUGUGGUCCUCCAGUAGCCAGUUUUAACACCCCACAUUGACUUUCUGCACCUUAACCAGGCUCCGUCUUUCAAAUCACUAUCUCGACUUCAAGCAAUCGAUCUCCCGUAAUUUAUGUCAUACAGAUCGAAAUUUUAAGUCGACAACACCAUGGAUUAUUUCGAAACGUCGACGCAGAUGCUAUCUGAUGAGGGAAUGUUUUCUGAAGACGUUACCAUGGUAACGGGGACGGAUAACUGGACGACCACCGAUCAAUACCUUCCUCCGCCACCGCCUACUUACAUUGCAGCCUUGAAAAAAGCAAACAAGUAUACUCUGAUCACAAUCCUUAUCGUCCUCAUGCUAGCAAUGGGCUGCGUGGUAAAACCAAGCGAUUUUAAAGAAGUGUUACGCGUGCCAAAGAGUGUACUGAUCGGGAUGUUAUGCCAAUUCGUCUUGAUGCCACUGUCUGCUUUCUGCCUUGCUCUCGCCCUGUCCUUACCGGCGCCCAUGGCGUUAGGGGUACUCGUCAUGUCGUGUUGCCCCGGAGGAACCGUCUCCAACCUCUUCACCUUCUGGACAAAGGGAGAUGUAUGUCUAAGCAUCACAAUGACGACCAUCUCGACGAUAGCUGCCAUUGGGCUCAUGCCUCUGAACCUGUUCAUCUACAGCCGCAGAUGGACCGAUGACAAUGCCGUCAUCCCCUUCGUCAGCAUCAUCACCGCUUUGGUGUCCAUCGUGAUCCCAGUAACGAUUGGGAUGAUCAUCCGAUGGAAGAGAAUAGAGUGGACUUCGUUCAUUUCAAAGGUUGGGAGCAUCCUAGGCCUUCUGGGAAUAGCCAUAACCAUCACCCUCACGGCAAUCAUCAACCCCGGGAUGUACUCCGUCUCCUGGCAAGUUUGGAUCUGCGUCCUCACCCUCCCUGCCUUGGGCGCCACCCUCGGUUAUCUCCUCUCCUGGGCCCUACGCCGCCCGCCCGCACACUGUCGUACCAUCGCUUACGAGACGGGUCUCCAGAACGUCUCCCUGGCCCUGACCCUGAUCGUCCUGACGUUCGAAGGAUCACCCAUCAUGUUUCAAGUCUUCACAUACCCGUCCCUCUACGGCCCCGUCAUGAUGGUAGAAGGACUCCUCGGGGUCGUGGUCUACAAGAUCGUGGUGAGACGUACCGGCGGCCACGAAGGCGGACCCGUCGCCGACAACGGUUGGAUGAAGAAGGACAUCAACUCCGAAGACGCAUGCUCUGCCCUCGAUUCCAAAAUCUAAUGCUAUUGUCACAACCAACGAAACCGACUCCAAACCAAUCCGAUGAUAUUGACCUGAUGACAUAUUAUGCUUAUCAUAGAAAGUAGUAUCCCAGAUACCAUAGUAUCUGGGGCCCAUAUGGGAAUCAUGUGGGCCUACUGGGGCCCAUGCGUACCAUGUAAAACCCAUAUGUGGCCCAUAUGGUUUGUCCCACCUAGAACCCAGAUAAUAAAAACCAUAUGGGCCCCAUAUGGUAUCUAUAUGGGCGAU